Penicillium canescens is the source of this 672-nucleotide messenger RNA. RefSeq lists its product as uncharacterized. The transcript has 4 exons. The record is from RefSeq and is a predicted model, not a curated record. NCBI's taxonomy places the organism in Eukaryota, Fungi, Ascomycota, Eurotiomycetes, Eurotiales, Aspergillaceae. Bases 1 to 672 code for a protein of 223 amino acids.
AUGUUUUCUCCAGCCACCGACAUCCCAGAUCUAUCUGGAAAGGUGUACAUCGUGACCGGUGGAAACAGCGGAAUAGGAAAAUAUACUGUGUUACAUCUCGCACAGCAAAAUGCCAAGGUCUAUAUGGGUGCGAGAUCCCUUCAGAAGGCUAAAGCGGCGAUUGAGGAAAUCAAGACCAAAACACAAAGACCAGAUCUAGACAUAUCUAUUCUGAAGAUGGAUAUGCUAGAAUUGAGGUCUAUCAAAAGUGCGGCAGGGGAGUUCCUAAGCAAGGAGAAUCGGUUGCACGGCAUGGUAAACAACGCAGGAAUCAUGGCAGUUGCAAAUGGAAUUUCCAAGGACGGGUUCGAAUAUCAGUGGCAAACAAAUUAUCUUUCACACUGGCUGCUCACCUUUCUCUUGACUCCUGUCAUGGAACUGACUGCCACCACAGUGCCAGUUGGCACAGUCCGUAUUGUCAAUGUCUCUUCGUCAAAUCACAAGAUGGCGCCACCCCAAGGCAUUGAUUUCGAAAACAUUAAUCUCCAAGGGCCUGGCCCCAGCAGCAACCCUUGGGUAAGGUACGGCCAAAGCAAACUCGGAAACUACCUUCACGCUCUCUCACUUCAUCAAAAGCUCAGUGAGAAGGGAAUAUGGACGGCGUCUCUACAUCCUGGUAUUGUAGACACGUAA